AGCCUGUAGUUCACUGCGCUGGAUCUGUUUUCCUCUGCGCUAUGAGUGUGUGACAAGUAUGCAAAUGUGCAGUUGUGCAGUUUAGAGGGAACAUUGGCCACAGGUAAUAGAAAAAAAUCUAGAAGCUACUGGAGAAUUACGCAGUCAAAUCAUUGAGGGUGACCACAGCAUAACACUUCCUCCUUCCCUCGCAAACCAUCACACCGCCACCAAAAAGGGGGAGGGGGGCGCUGUCGAGCAGCGAAACAAGAUGGCAGCAUAAUAUCGAGGCUACGCUCAACUCCACAUAAAAACAUUUAACUACCUGAAUACAAAUGUAAGAGGGACUUUGAAAAAUGUUUGAAACCACAUCAACGACCAGCGGUAAAAGCUACGGCUGGACUCGUGGGACACAAAAGCCAAAAUCUAAUCAGCAGCACGAAGAAGAGCACGAGGAGGCCUGUGAAAGCGUGCCAGACACGGCGGCUGUGCUAAUGGAGCUAAAAGCCCUCCGCUUGGUUUUUGCUUCCAAGUUCGACACCAUAACCCGCCAAUUGAAAGACAUGAACGACUCUAUCAACGCUUUGGAGCAAAGGAUGGUUGAGGUCAGGAACAACGCAGCCUCCAAUACAACGCGUAUAACUGAAGCCGAGUAGCGUAUAUCAUCUCUGGAAGAUGAUUUAGAGGUGGCUAAAAUGGAACUAGCCACUGCUGCCAAAAGCAUCGGUCUUUUGGAAACCAAGGCGGAAGAUUUAGAGAACCGGGGGCGCCGCAAAAAUAUUCGUCUGUUUGGCCUACGUGAAAAUGCUGAAAUGAAUCGGUCCUUAUUGGAGCUUGUGGAGAACGAGUUACCAACAUAGUUGAAACUAGGCGGUGACAGGAGCUUCAUUCUUGAGCGUGUACACUGGUGCGGCCAAAACCAGGGCAAAGUAGAGCUGUGAUCAUUCGAUUUCUGAAGUUUCAAGACAGAAUUUGUUCUACGCACCGCUAGGCAGCUCAACAUUACCCAUGAAGAAAAGAAGCUCACGUUUGCACCAAAUUUGUCGGUCGAAACCAUGCGCCAACGCAACGAGUUCAACAUGGUGAGAAAGAAGUUUGUGGAGAAAGGGCUUUACCGUGGAUUCCAGAUUUUCCCCUGCAAGUUAAGAAUCCUACAUGAAGGAAGAAUACAGCUGUUUGCCACGCCUAGAGAAGCUGAGAACUUUUAUCAAUCACUUGAAUGUUAUGGUGGUUCCAGAAUACCUUAUAGAGGAUUGGAUGCAGUUGUAACUAUGAUCACAAUGGGGUGGGGGGCAUGGGCCCUCUCUCCCUGUGGCAUCGUGCUGGUUAUCAGCAUACUUUUGUGUCUGUCCCGGCCACCCCCGAUCAAAACUGCAGACUGCGAUCGAAAAGACCAUCCGGUUGUGUCCAACCAAGGCCUGAAGACAUGGAUGUCAGAGUUCUCACACCCAGGAGUAAAGGACUUUUCUCACCUGGUCUUGGACCUGAGCAGAAACCAGCUUAUUGUGGGAGCAAGAAACUACCUAUUCAGCCUUAGUUUGAGCAAUGCCUCCCUCAUACAGGAAACAGAAUGGACACCCGAUGAAGACACAAUGCGCUCUUGCAAGGGCAAGGGGAAGUCAGAGGUAGUUCUUAAAAUGUCACUUCAAAAUGUAGUUAAUGUCACUGGCUCACGUCACGCUUGUAUGCAGGAGGAGUGUCAAAACUAUAUACGGGUUUUAUUGCUUAACGGGAGGACGUUUGUCACGUGUGGGACCAAUGCUUAUACUCGUGUCUGUAUGAUCAGGCAGAUUGGUAACAUCAGUCAAGUGUUGGACACACUAAAUGGUAUUGCGCGCUGCCCCUAUGACCCUGGCCAUAACUCCACCGCCAUGAUAUCAGAGAAGGGUGAGCUGUAUGCUGCCACAGUGAUCGACUUCUCUGGACGUGACCCUGUCAUCUACAGGAGCCUGGGAAACAUGCAUCCACUCCGCACGGCCCAGUACAACUCAAAAUGGCUCAAUGAGCCUCAGUUUGUGUCUGCUUAUGAUAUCGGCCGAUUCGCCUACUUCUUCUUGAGGGAAACUGCUGUUGAAAACGACUGUGAAAAGAUGGUGCUCUCACGAGUGGCACGGGUGUGUAAAAAUGACAUGGGCGGCCGUUUCCUUUUGGAGGAUACCUGGACCACCUUUAUGAAGGCACGAUUAAACUGCUCACGCUCAGGAGAAAUACCCUUUCAUUACAAUGAACUACAGAGCACCUUCUACUUACCAGAGCAGGACUUGAUCUAUGGCAUUUUCACCACUAAUGUGAACAGCAUGUCUGCCACUGCUGUUUGUGCCUUCAACAUGACUGCCAUCACGCAAGCCUUCAAUGGACCUUUCCUCUAUCAGGAGAACCCACGCAUGUCCUGGCUCUCUGCUAAAAAUCCCAUACUCAAUUUUCAGUGUGGCACACUGGAUGAAGGCGGCACUGGUGAGAACCUGACUGAACGCAACCUGCAGGAUGCUCAGCGACUCUUUUUGAUGCACGAUGCGGUGCAGCCGGUGACAGUCAAUCCUCUGCUCACCCAGGACAACGUACGCUUCUUGAAGUUGGUAGUGGACGUCGUGCAGGGCCGUGAUGCCCUUUACCAUGUCAUGUACAUUAGCACCGAAUAUGGCACCAUCUUGAAAACUCUUGGGACAACAAAUACACUUCUUCAUGGCUGUUACUUGGAGGAGCUGAGGAUCCUUCCUGAUGGGCAAACUGGGUCAAUCAAGAGCCUGCAGAUCUUCCACAGAGACAGAUCUCUGUUUGUGGGGCUUGAUGACAGAUUGGUGAAGAUCCCAUUAGAACGAUGCUCCAGCCAUCCAACUGAGCAACGCUGUCUGGAAGCUCGGGACCCAUAUUGUGGUUGGGAUCACAAACAGGAGCGAUGCACAACUAUUGACGACACUGCCGGCAUGAACCAGUGGAUCCAGAACAUCACCCAUUGCCCAGUGAGGAAUCUGAAGCAGGAUGGAGGAUUUGGCCCUUGGGCACCAUGGCAACCCUGUGACCACAAUGACGGCGAGGGUUCCAUCAGCAGCUGCAUCUGUCGGUCCCGCUUCUGUGAUGGGCCUGUGGCCCAAUGCGGUGGGGUCGACUGCAAAGGCCCAACCAUUCAGGUGGCCAACUGCUCCAGGAAUGGUGGUUGGACUCCCUGGUCUUCAUGGGGUCAUUGCAACAGUAGUUGUGGUAUUGGCUUUGAAGUGAGACAGCGGUCCUGCAACAAUCCUUCGCCUCGUCACGGAGGUCGAAUCUGUGUUGGUCAAGGUCAGGAGGAGAGGCUGUGCAACGAAAAAAACCCAUGCCCAUCACCGGUGCUGUGGACUGCAUGGAGGUCAUGGGCGCAAUGCAAUGCUGAAUGUGGAGGAGGGGUACAAGCCAGGAGCAGAACCUGUGAGAAUGGAAACACCUGCCCUGGAUGUGCCAUGGAGUAUAAGACUUGUAACCUGGAGGCCUGCCCUGAGGUACACCGCAAUACCCCGUGGACUUCCUGGAUGCCAGUCAACAUCAGUCAAGAUGGAUCACGCCAAGAGCAGAGAUACAGAUAUAUGUUCCGGGCAUUAUUAAAGGAUGUCCAGCAGCUUCAAUUUGGAAAGAAGAAAAUAGAGACCAGGUUUUGUCCAAAUGAUGGUUCUGGAACCUGCCAGAGUGACUCACUGGUCAAUGACUUGGUAAGUUCGAGUGGCUGGACUGUGUCACAGCCUCAAGCAGAGGGCAGGACCAAUCCAAGUGCGUGUGUUGGAUCUGCGGUGGAUUAUCAAGACUGCAACAUGCAGCCGUGCCCAGUGGCCCGAGCUUGGUCAUGUUGGGCUUCAUGGUCCCAGUGUUCUGUGAGCUGUGGGGGCGGCCACUUUCAACGGACGAGGUCAUGUGACAAUCCAGUUCCUGCCAAUGAGGGUGGGAUCUGUGUUGGUCUCCACACUGAAGAGGCACUUUGUAAUACACACAAUUGUGAAGUCAUUUUGCCUGACCAGGAGGACCAUAACUGUGAAAUCUUCACGUUGUUCCAGCUGGUCGCUGUGGGCAUGGCCAGUUUUUUUGUAGCUGUUCUCUUGUCUGCACUGGCUGUCACCUAUUGUCAUCAUUUGAGCCGGCCCUCCACAGAUUCAGAGGUUAUCCACCCCAGCACGCAUAAUCACCUCACCUACAACAAACAGGACAACGCCAUGCCAAAGAACGAGAAAUACAUUCCCAUGGAAGUCGUGAUGCGACACAAGAACAAUCUCCACAGAAAUGACGACACCAGCCACCACUUCCCUUCCUCUGUUCUUUCCAGCAACAUGUUCACCACCACCUCCUACUACCCUCCCAACCUGAGGAAAUACGACUUUCCUCCAGAAGCAAAGUGCAGGGCAUACAUACACAGCUAACAGCACACCAGCU
Molecule: messenger RNA, 4371 nt
Organism: Syngnathoides biaculeatus (alligator pipefish)
Lineage: Eukaryota; Metazoa; Chordata; Actinopteri; Syngnathiformes; Syngnathidae
Product: semaphorin-5B-like
Exons: 22
Coding region: 1035-4358 (1107 amino acids)
Biological process (GO): axon guidance; positive regulation of cell migration; negative regulation of axon extension involved in axon guidance
Molecular function (GO): chemorepellent activity; semaphorin receptor binding
Source: RefSeq, a predicted model, not a curated record